This is a messenger RNA of Oncorhynchus gorbuscha (pink salmon), 3966 nucleotides long. Its product is annotated as zinc finger E-box-binding homeobox 1-like. Gene Ontology annotation, molecular function: DNA-binding transcription factor activity, RNA polymerase II-specific; RNA polymerase II cis-regulatory region sequence-specific DNA binding. The record is from RefSeq and is a predicted model, not a curated record. Gene Ontology annotation, biological process: anatomical structure development; regulation of transcription by RNA polymerase II. The transcript has 9 exons. The coding region runs from base 58 to 3504 and encodes 1148 amino acids. Lineage: Eukaryota; Metazoa; Chordata; Actinopteri; Salmoniformes; Salmonidae.
UGUCACGCACCCACACUCCAAAAAGUGCUUCUUCGGGCAAAGGGAGCCUUUGGGGGCAUGAUGGCAGAGGAGAGCAGGGGCAAACGAAGGAAGCAAGCGAACCCGAGAAGGAAUCAAGUGGACAUUGAGCAGGCCAGUUCACUAGGCUCGGAGGGGAAGGAUGAUGAUAAGGUGGGUUUGUGGAGCCUAGAGGUCCAGGACUAUCAGGACAGCCUGGACAAGACCAGUCUGACCCCCAGCGAGGGAGAGGGUGACGGGGAGGGGACUGAGCCAGCAGGCAGCCCCAGCCCUAGGGGCCUCUCAACUCGGCCCCACAACCUAAGCCUCAGCCCCAGCCCCAGAGGGGGCCACUGGGCAGAGGGGACCGAGGAGGAGGAGAGCCCUGGGAGUGGGCUAACCAUGGAGGACAAGGAUGGAGAGAGGGAGCAGGGAUCACUCAAUACCUAUACAGGUCACAGGUCAGACAGUCAGGCCCUGGAGGACAUGGCUCACUAUGACUUUCUGGUGCAGCUGAGAAAGGCAUCCUCCCACCACCCUGCCUCCCACCACUACCACCAGCACCAUCAGCCCCCUAACGGCAGCGCUACAGCCCCAGCCAUGUAUCACCCUGGCAGCCUGAACCUUCACGAUGACCCCCUUCCCAUCUGGUCUCCUGGGACGCAGCGCUCACCUGAGGGACAAGAUGGCAUCCCUCUGAGUCCGGAUGCUAUUAGGAACCUUCAGGCAUGUCCUUUCUGCAAGCGCACCUACCACCUCGGUAUGUCUCUACGCGAGCACAUCAAGUUCUGCCAUGAGCGGGACGGGGGGCACAUGGUGUGCCCGGUCUGUGGGUACACUCCCCGCUAUAGGGCACAGAUGGAACAACACAUGGCACUGCACAGUCAGGUAGAGGAUAAGCACCCUGGGUCCGACCAUGGCAUAGAGAGCAGGAAGUUCAAGUGUCUUCAGUGUGGGAAAGCCUUCAAGUACAAACACCAUCUCAAGGAGCACCUCCGCAUCCACAGUGGUGAGAAACCGUACGAGUGCUCCAAUUGCAAGAAGCGUUUCUCUCACUCUGGCUCCUACAGCUCACAUCUCAGCAGUAAGAAGUGCCUGACCGGAGGAGGAGGAGGCAGCGGAGGAGGAGGAGAGGGGAGCUAUAACAACGGACAUGGCCACCAUGGGGCCUACUACUCCUCACUUGCGUCGCCCUCUGCAGGUAGUGGAAGGAACAGCAGUAGGAUGGGCUCUCCCUACCUUCCCCACACCCAGGAGGAACGUCCUCCAAUGGGGUUAGUGAGGAACCUAUAUCUCCCUAGAGACCAUGGUACGCGUCUCCUCCGGGGCCAGGAGCUAGGCUGGGAGUUGGGCCGGCGGUGGGACCCCACGCCGGAACGCUUUCUCCGGGCCAGUGUGUUCAAGGAGUCCACCCUGCUGCCGUACCUCCAUGCCGGCACCGGGGAAAAGUUUGAGCAGAUGCUGCAGGCGAUGCUGCACAAGGAGGAGGGAGGGUCUGGCUCAGCCAGGGAGGAAGGAAGACUGGGGGUUCACAAUGGCGGGAGAGAUGGGAAGGCAUCACCGGAGGCUCUGUUGAAACUAAAAUGCGACCGUGCCAGCUCGGGUGAUGGCCAGGGGGUAAUUGGAGGGGUAACAUGUCGUUGGUGCUCCCAGCUCUUUCCCAGCCCCUCGAUCUUACUCCAGCACGAGCGCUACCUCUGUAAGAUUUACCGAGAGGCCAUGGAGGUGUCUGAGGAUCCUCGCAGUAAAAAACACCUCUCCCCCCUCUACUUCUCCACCAGACCCCCUCUCCACCCACCACCAUCACCUGAUAACCACAAACCCCCAGCGAUGACCAACGGUUUCCCGAAAGACAAGUCUCCUCUCCAGAGACCCAGCUGGAACUCUGUCCCUCAGCAGCUGCUGGUUGGCAUGCACUCGCCCUUCCCGCCCAGCCCAGACUCACUUGCCAUGAGGUCCCAAUGGUCCAGCCAGGAGAGUGGCAGGAGUGAGGUCAGCCCUGGCCACCCAGCACCAACCAGCCCUGCUACAGACAUGUCAUCCCCUCCCCCAUUGGGGCGAAGACGGGUCCCCUCUUCAGGGUUCGGCUCGCACCUCUGCCUGGACCUAUCCUCUGCCAUCCUCAACACUCCUGCAAGCCGAGCCGCCCCCCAGGGAAGGACCCAUCGGUCAUAUAGCUCUGAGAAUGACCAACCCCUGGAUCUCUCCCUCCCCAAGCCCCAGGAGGGGAAAGCCAUAGAGGACAGCAAGCCCUAUAAUGGACACCCUCACUGGGAAGAGAAGAGACAGAAGACCCAGAGAGACCAGGCAGAGAACCAGCACCACCGGAGGCUGAGUAUCAAUCUCAGUCCACCUCCUCACCAGCAUCAUGCAGUCUACAGCGGUGCUCAUAUUGACGGGGGUUCCAUCUACAGUGCCUACCCUCUGUUUAACCCUAUGAUGCCUGCUGGGCUAGCUGGCUCAGAGCAUGAUGGGGUUCCCUCCCUGCCCCUCAGCCGUCCAGUUAGCAACCAGGGAUUCCUCUCACCCAUGACCUACAUGAUGGAGUCAGAAACAGACGCUGUGCUGAAGAGGAUCCACCAGGAGAGACGAGCAUUAAUGGGUGAGGUGAUUGGCCGCGGGGGUCUGGACUACCUCUCUCUGAUACAGGAGGGAGGAGAGGGCGAAGGGGGACCAGGGAGAAAGAGACUACAGAAGACAGACGAAGGCCUGUACGCUUGUGACAUCUGUGACAAAACCUUCCAGAAGAGCAGCUCUCUGCUCCGACACAAGUACGAACACACAGGUAAGCGUCCUCACGAGUGCAAGAUCUGCAAGAAGGCCUUCAAGCACAAGCACCAUCUAAUUGAACACAGCCGCCUGCACUCUGGAGAGAAGCCCUACCAGUGUGACAAGUGUGGCAAGCGCUUCUCCCACUCAGGCUCCUACUCCCAACACAUGAACCAUCGGUAUGCCUACUGCAGCCUGCACCAGGACCAGGAGGGGGAUGAGGAGCUUCCUCUAACCCCAGGAGGGCCCAUCGAUGUGGGCCACAUGGCCGUGGACACCCCCCUUUCCAUGGAGGACACCCCAACAUUUCUUAGUGACUCCAGUCUAGAUGGGGGGAUAGAAGGGAGAGUAGAUGAAGAGGAGGAAGAAGAGGAGCACGAGACAGAAGAGACUGAAGGCGGAGGUAUGAAGGAGGCAUGUAGUUUGUCAGGGUCAAGGUCUGGUGAGGGAUUGGGGCCGAGCCCCAGUCUGGUACAGGGGUCCCCUGUGGGGAGGGACAGAGAGAGAGAACAGAGGGAGAGAGACAAAGAGCAGGUCGACAGAUACAAUCAAGAGAGAGAGAGUGCUGGUCUAGGGACUCACGGACUAGAUACCAACCAUCACUGGGACAAAGACACAUUGGAACGAAAUGGAGACCAGAACACAGACACAUACGAGCUGAGCCCGGAAGCUCCAGUGUCACAACAGUGGACAAGUGUGCCAAAACAAUGCAUCAAAACAUGUACAAAUAAGGAUUAAGAGCUGUGUGAAAAUAUAUUUUAAAAAUGCACUGUUCAAAAUAUAGCAAAACUUAUACUGUACAGGUACAGUAAGUGACUUCCAAUGCAAAGCCAUAUGAACACAACCAAAAUAAGAACCACAUGAACUGACAGCAUAACACAAAGUGCAUAGUAAGAGCCAUGGGUAUGAUAUUCACGCUGGUCGGUAUGUUAGCAUGCUCAAUGUUGACCACUACAUACCUAUCAUCACAGCUACCAGUUGACCACUUAAGACUGGUUUAAGGUAAAGGUAAAGGAGUAUGCACUGCAAGGAGAUGUUGUUCAUGUUGUUCUGUAGCAAGCAGUGUUGUUCAAUGUGUUUCCAGAUGCCUUAUCAGUAUAAUACAGUAUUUUUUAUUUGGCAUUACAAGUAUUCACUUUUGAAGGCUUUUAUAUCAGAUUUGACAUCAUAUUCUCCAAAGACCAAGAGGUCUCUACUGUA